Messenger RNA from Aplysia californica (California sea hare), 4601 nucleotides. Its product is annotated as magnesium transporter NIPA2. Gene Ontology annotation, cellular component: membrane. The transcript has 6 exons. Bases 1212 to 2693 code for a protein of 493 amino acids. Gene Ontology annotation, biological process: magnesium ion transport. The record is from RefSeq and is a predicted model, not a curated record. NCBI's taxonomy places the organism in Eukaryota, Metazoa, Mollusca, Gastropoda, Aplysiida, Aplysiidae. Gene Ontology annotation, molecular function: magnesium ion transmembrane transporter activity.
GUUCUCUUGGCAGUGCCACCAACGGAAUCUCUCGCUUAUUAUUUUGUCCAGACCAACACGUAUCCCCAUUCAACUGUGAGUUUUAAUGGUUUGGAUCGCCUGCGUCAGUAAAUUAAUGUACGACUCUCACUAUGCUGGAACCAGGAUUUAGCUGUAGUCCUGAGGGAGCCUAAACUCUCACACAGUGUCAGUCAGUGCUACGCCUAAAAGUGUUGUCUACUGCACGCGCCAUUGGACGGUUCUGGUGCCUUGCGUGAACAGUUGCGGGACUCGAAAGCGUGACGUAGCGUCUAAUCUGGGAUUACUAGCCGCUAGAGCUCGAAGAGUGACACAAGAUCGAGGUCUAACUGCCUUCGUGGAACGAGUUCUUGGGAAACCGACGCAGGUUAUAUCGUUCAGUGAUUGGAUAAUUUCGCGUGGAACAACACUCGCAGAGGUCAAGGAAAACGGUCAGCUGAUGAUUCAGUUUUGAUCUACGUUUUGCACUACGUGUAGCCCAGAGCUGUUGAUUUCUUUUGUUCCUUCUGUUAUUGCUCCUGUCGUCCAAGAGGUAGACACGAAUUUUCACGUGUUCCUGAUUUGAACAUUUUGUACGUUAAUCUAAACAGAGCCAUAAUUAUUCAAUUAUGUUUUUCACUGCAGUUGAUUCAGAAGUGUGAUUGAACGAUAUGACCUAUUUGUAAGGGCCUGAGUUGAUAAUUACUCUGCAGACGUUUAUCAAAAACGUUGAAUUGGAACUGCGGUUGCCUCACCUGCUUUCAUUCGCAACGAAGUGCUUGUGACAGAACCCAAAUUACAAAAUAUGCACUAACACGCGUGGGAUAUGGACAAGCCGUUUUGUUUUUUAGCUCUCAGUCAUGAUAUCCUGUUUGUGGUUUAUUUGGACUAAGGCAUAUAUUGUGUUUUGCUUUUUCUGAGAUAUUCUUGAGUGGGAACGUUCUUAAGGAAGUUCUUGUUUUUCUUGUUCAUUCCUUUGACUUGCUGUGUGUUUGUUGCCGGUAAGGAUAAACGCAUAUAGCCAUAGCGCUGCCAGUUGUUCUUCUGAAGAUACUGAACCCCUCGACUCACUGUCGGUUUGAUGGAGACACCGUCAUCUCUACCCUACCAUCUCCAGUAACGUUGAGUAUAAAUCCGAAUUCAGUCAUCAUUUUAUAGGGAGAAGCAGCCUUCCAGUUCUAAAGACUCUGCUCUCGCGAGCUCUCAAAAAAAAAAUGCAAGGAACUGCAGAAAAUACAACAGCAGUUCCAUCAGCGGCGGCGACGAUGGCGAAUGUGACGGACAACCUAGUGAGUUCCCUUCUGAGCUCCGUGAACACCACGAUAGGACCACUCAUUCUGGACAAUGUCACCUCUGUGCUGCCUCUUUUGAUCACGGAUAACGACACGAACCCCGCCUGGGGUGUGACCUCUGACCCAUUUCUCAAUGGCUCCAGCACGGGUUGGCCGUUGGUCAACACGAGCGAUGGGGUCUUCGAGAAUGUGACGGGCCCAGGCGAGGCGGAGACCACUACUAUGGACUACCACGAGAAGGACAUGCAGGACUUUAUCAUCGGGCUCUCCCUCGCGGUCAGCUCUUCCAUCUUCAUCGGCUCCAGCUUCAUCUUCAAGAAGUUGGGCCUGCUCAGAUACGCCAAGAAGGUCUCAGUGCGGGCUGGUGCUGGUGGCUUUGGCUAUCUGAGAGAAUGGCUUUGGUGGGCUGGCAUGAUACUUAUGACUGUUGGCGAGUUUGUCAACUUCGCCGCUUACGCCUUUGCCCCAGCUACAUUGGUCACUCCCUUAGGGGCUCUCAGUGUCAUUGUCAGUGCUGUGUUGUCGGCCAGGGUUCUGAAAGAGAAGUUAAACAUUCUGGGCAAGGUUGGCUGCCUGCUGUGUGUGCUGGGCUCCACCAUCAUGGUGAUACACUCGCCGAAGGAGCAGGAGAUUCAUGACGUGGAGGAACUCUUGGACAAGAUGAAGGAACCAGGUUUCAUUGUGUACGCCUGCAGCAUGGUGGUCAUCACCAUCGUCACCAUCAUCUACUUUGUGCCGCGCUACGGCCAGAAGAACGUCCUGGUCUACGUCACAGUGUGUGCCACAUUGGGAGCUUUCACUGUCAUGGGCUCCAAAGGACUCGGCACGGCCAUCAAAGCCACAGUGCGGGGUCACAACGAGUUCAAGAACUGGCUCACCUAUGUGCUGCUUGCAGUUGUCAUCAUUUGCAUUCUCUUACAAUUGAACUACCUCAAUAAAGCUCUGGAUACAUUUAAUACGGCGGUAGUGACACCGAUAUAUUAUGUGUUUUUCACCUCAUGUGUCAUUCUGGGAUCGGCAAUAUUGUUUAAAGAAUUCUUCAACAUGGAUGUCAUGGAUAUCAUCGGAGAUGCUUGUGGAUUUUUAACUAUUGUGGCUGGUAUUUUCCUCUUAAAUGCCUUCAAAGACAUGAAAAUCUCUUGGAGGAAUCUCCCUAAAGCCAGCAAAGAUGCAGACACAGCAUCAGUAGCUGGCGACGACACUGAUGUACCCAACGGCAACCUUGGGCUGAAUGGAGUGGCAAAUAGUAAUUAUGUGGUGGACUGUCGGGAUAUCGAAGCACACAUUUCUCGCAAUAUGUCAACGGAAUGCAUUACCCGGACAAUGUCUGAAGGGUCGGACUGUAAUGAAAAUGGCUAUGUGAGUGAUCGUUACCAUGGGAGUAGCCCGGUGCAGGAGAUGUGAGCUUGCGUGAUACAAAGCUGCAUCGUUUAUAUAUAUUAUAGGGGCUGCUGUGAUGAUGUGAGGGCUGGUGCAGUGGCUGGUGUGCCAUUGCUCUCCAUUUCCCUUCCUGUUUCUCCUGUCCGAUCUGACAGAGAGGAAGAUGAAAUCAUCUCAGCAUGGCACCUGUAGCGACAGAGAUUUGGUUCCGUUAUCUACAUCUUCUCUUCUUUGUCACAAUGUUGGCUGAACACAUUCUCAGUCCACAGGAUUGAUUAACUGUGUCAUCAGUUUUUCUGGCCUCUGUGUGCUGCCUUGGGCAAUAACUCUCUCCUCACCAAAAUGAGCAAGAGGGAAACAGCCUUUUCAGGUGGAUUGAAAACCGUGCUGUUUUCUGUACAUAGAGGUUUGAUUGACAAAGGUGUAGCCGUUGCCCUCACUAGCUAUCACUCUGAAGAAAGGGUUACUUAUAAAUGCUGAGACUGUUUUUGUUUUCGUAUAUUUGCAAAUACUGAGUUGUUGUUUUAUUAAAUCAUACUUGCAAAAACAAUGUUUGUUGUAGCAUGCUUGCUACGCAUGUGUUUGUUAUUGAAUGCUUGAUAAAAGAGGCUGUGUUAGUUUUGAGAAACGGUGCUAUUGUAAUCAGAAGGAGUCGUAUACUCCUGUAUAUCAAAGAUCAUAUUGAAGGUAUUAUGGUCUAAAAGCGUAUCUGGUUUCUUAAAAGUGUUUGAAAGGGCUAAGAAAGUUUCUUAUUUAAAUUCUGAGAGAAAAGACAAAAAUUUGCCAGCCAGUCAUCCUAGGUACAGCUUGUAGACAAAGAAAAGUUGACCUAUUUCUUCCAGUUACAUAGUUAAAUCAUAACACCUUUAAUAUUCUAGAAAGGAUCACUUGUAGUGUAUUUCUACUUUGUAUGUCCUAUGGUUUUGAGUGAACGUACAACAUGAAAGGAAUGUAAAGAUGUAAAAAUUAUUUGGUCUGUGGUAAAAAGGAGACAGUCUUAUCUACUUACUAUUUCUCAACAGGAGCCCCAAAACCGAUCUGAGAAUAAUUUAGCCUUAAGUUUUUAUGCAAGUUAAAAUGAGAGAUGGAAAAGCUCUCACAAGGCAACCAUAGGGCUGUGCCACCAUGAACACUCGGGUGCUACAACCCUCGUAGAAACUUGUUAUUUGUACUUAACAGUUUGGACAGAAGUACUUUAUGAUGGAAAAGACUCUACUGAUUUUUUUAUUUUUUUUUGGUACAAUUGUUUUUUCUUGGUUGGGGGGGAUAUGAACUUUUUGCAAGCUUGUUCCUGUUUUACAUCAGAUCAAAUUCACUCUGAUUCAAAUCAAAAUUCUGAUGUCUUAAAGAGAAAUAAUGGCACUGAAUGAAAUUUCAUGAUGCCAUUUUGUUCUUGUGUAGUCAGUGUUUGGACUGUUCACAUUUGUGGAGAGGACUUGCUUCAUGAAAGUAAGAUAUCACACUGUCUAGAACAUCAUACCAGUCUCCAUGUAUGGCUGUAUGCCCCUGUAAGGAUGCUGUGUAGAUUCUGACCCCUGAAGUGUCCAUGACUGUUUAUAGUACCAUAAAUGGAAGACAGAUUUUGUACAUGUGAAUUUGUGGAUUUGUCUUAAUGGGAGAGAGAGAGAGAGAGAGAGAGAGAGAGAGAGAGAGAGAGCAUUCAUAAUGUUACAUGUGUGAGAGAGAGAAAGGGCAUUGCUCUGGUAGACGGAUGUGUACGUUAAUGCCAUGUGCUGUCGUAGCGAAGUGCACACUCACACAGGAGUCCUUCAUGUUGACUUCACCACAAGCUUUCCUUUGGUGUAUCUAGCUGUGUGUUGUGCAACGUCUAUUGCUCAUUACGACCGGAAAUGGCAGCAAAGCAAUUUUGAAAGCCAUGAAAAAUACUCCUGUACUACUCAGGUACUAUUCUAUUGUGUUAUAUGAAAACAA